AUGACAAACAUCAAAAUCUUUCCUCGCCACAGAACAUUGCUUGCAGAUUUCAUAGCACACCCUCCUUUGCAUCGCCCACCACCACCACCACUUCUACACCAGCACUGUGAGGCAACCGCUAAGCCACCACACACUCGAGAAACAAAGGACAGACUGAGCAACUAAUUAGUACGUGGACUGAUUCGUUUUGUUGGUUUUGUUGGUUGUCCCCGCCCGCUACUCGUCACCAUGUGGAAAGCAGCGAUGGGCAAGAUGACCCACUCCCGGCCCUCCCCCUCACCCACGGCCCUCAUGGAAGCUACGGAGACUCUGAGGAAGUCCUCUCAACCCAUGCUGAUGAGACUCAAGAUGAUGGUGAAGCUGGCUAAACUCCUAGGACGUGACGCCCCACCUUCCUAUUCGUCUACCUCCUCUAAGCGAAGGCCGAGGAAGAGAGUUAUUGACACGCGCGCCAAGCCUUCCGCCAAGCUGCGCCAAGCAAGGAUAAUAAGCAAGAUGCGUUCAGCUCUGGGAAGGAAGCCACGCAAGGCACGGAAGCCCAAAUCACUCCUGUGGGAGCGAGCGCAGCAGGCAGUCACUCCCACAGGACGCGGUAGACCCACCUGGGACCUCCUACUGCCGGAGAACGUAGAGCCUGAAAAUGAGCCUGAAAUCACGAUUGAACUCACCUCGAAGGUGGAGAGGCCGAGGUCGACCUUUGUGAUAUACAACUUCACGAGCGGUUACUUUGAGGAGGUGGUCGAGGACGAGCCUCUUCUUGACCUGCUCACCCUUCACUCCUCUGUCACGCUGAAGGAGGACCUUGACAAAGCCCUUCACCGCUUCGGGCUUCAAUGGUCCGACUCGGAAGACUCAAGCCUGGAGCAGCUAGCGGAGGACUCGAGGCGGGAGCUGGAGGAGGUGUACAGGGGCGUGGUAACGAGAGAGGAGCUGGCCAGGAUUGACAUGCAGCCCAACCCCUUCAAUUACAGUGAUCGAGUGUCCCAAACCACGCCCAACCCUACUAAGGAGCUGGCAAUGCAGACAGAGCCGCCGCCCCCGUACCGCUUCUCAGUGAACGUGGGUGAAGGGGACAUUUAUGCAGCCUACGAGAGUGACCAGCUCGCCCUGCAACGCCUCGAGCAGGAGCAAGAAGAGAAAAGAAAAGACAAGGAUGCAAAAAAGGUGGUUGUGGAUCCUCUGGUAGUACUGGGGAUUGAGAGACCAGACGGGAAGAAAGGCAGCAAAGGUGGCGACAGUGGAAUGAGCCUGUACCAAGCCGACCUCGGGGAGCUGCGGAGGGUGGCAUGCGUGGUGGAGAGGAUGGUGACGCAGAACAUAUACGACGAUAUAGCCCAGGAUUUCAAGUACUGGGAGGAUGGCAGUGAUGAGUACCACCCACUGCAAGGCUCUCUCCUCCCACUGUGGAAGUUCCGUCCUGAGAUUUGUCGCAACUUCAUUGUCUCUGACCUGUGCUGCAGCCCUGUCUUCCCUGACCUCUUUGCUGCGGCUUACACAGCUGGUGACUCAAGAGAAGAAAAUGCUGGCCUUCUUUGUGUGUUCACGCUUAAGAAUCCAGCAAGUCCAGAGCGCGUCUAUCACACUCCAUGCGGUGUCACGUCCCUACACUUCCAUCCACAGGUUGGGAGGCUCCUAGCGGCGGGGUGGAGUGAUGGGCGAGUGGUGCUGUAUGAUGUGAGUUCCACUACACCUUGUGCCCUCUCCUGCACCACCACCUCUGGCAAGCACCUUCUCCCUGUCACUCAGGUCCAGUGGCUAGAGACAACACUUGGAGAGGAUGUCACCUUCUUCUCAGUGUCACAAGAUGGCCGCCUGACACAGUGGUACCUGAGAGACUCCUGUCGCCUUGUCCAUGCAGACGUGUUUGAACCACACGUGCCUCACACCCUUGGAUUUGAAGGUGUGAUCACAUGCCUAGCAGUGCGGCCUGAUGGGGAGGGCAUAGUGCUCCUGGGACUUGAGUCUGGGGCAGUGUUCCAGUGUUCCAUAGUGUGUGCAAGUCACUCCCUUUACCACUACCCAGCACACACCUCGAUGGUACGUGGUCUGGCCUGGAAUGCUCACCAUCCCAACGUCUUCCUUUCUUGCUCACUUGACUGGUCCAUCAAAGUCUGGCUCCAGCUCUCCACAGUUCCACUGGUGGUCCUGGAUGUUGGAGGGGCAGUGGCUGGAUUGGCAUGGUCACCUUACAACAGCAGUGUUCUAGUAGCAAUAACAGAUGAGUGCCGUGCAUAUGUGUUUGACUUAUCAGUGAGAGUGUGCACACCACUGUGUGUGCAGUCCAUGGCCCAACGCCGGCCUCUUACUGCCUCUUGUGUCACCUUUAGUCCCUUUUAUCCUGUCAUCUUUAUUGGUGGAGAAAAAGGACACUUGGCAUCAUUCAAACUCUCACCAAAUUUGAGGAGAGUUCAGAGAGAGGUUAGAGAUGGUGAACCUCAAGAUAAGAAGGAAGUUGAGCUCAGCAAGAUUGAAAGAGUCAUUGCAACCAACAGGUGAGAGAGCCUCGAGGAGUCUUCUGUGACAGUUAACCAAGAGUGAAGACUACCUCAGGUCUGCAGUAAUCUCAAUACAAAGACAUUGAAUUUACAGAGAAUCAAUGCUUGUUUUAUUGAUGGCUGUUGGGAAAUGUUCCAUGGAAGAUUGUUGAGUGCUCAGAGAGACUGACCUUCCCUGAUAAUUGAUAACACACCAAGGUAGUAUGUACUUACUUGUAACUACUACUUAUUGCAUUACAUUAGUUGAUGGAGGAGUGUCUAUGCUUCUACUCUCUGAAGGACAUUGCAUAAUUAUGUAGUAAUGAUCCUAGUAGCAUUUUGCUCUGAGAAAUUCACUUAUUACACAUUGCAUUACUAUGAAGAAAGGAAGAAAGCAUAUCAAAUUUAAUCUAGGAACAAGUUAGAACACAGUAUGAGCAUCUAGGUAUUGUUUAUCCAAUAUAUGUAUACUAUAUAUUGAAAGAGAGAGAGAGGAUGGGAUGGGAAAUUGCUAAAAAUGCUGGAGUCAAACAAAGUACAAAUUAUAGAAUUGUUGGAGACUUAUCAAGUCUAAUAAGUGUACAGUUCUAUGGAGGAAUAAACUCAAGAAGCUCCUUGCAGGUUUUUAUCUUCAUGGCUUACUUUGUGUUUCCUGAUGGUAGUAACACUGUGUGCUAGCCAUAGGUGGUGUUAAUCACAGUAAAUUAUUUCCAUAACCUUUAGCAUAAU
Messenger RNA from Portunus trituberculatus (swimming crab), 3203 nucleotides. Its product is annotated as dynein intermediate chain 2, ciliary-like. Lineage: Eukaryota; Metazoa; Arthropoda; Malacostraca; Decapoda; Portunidae. The transcript is spliced from 14 exons. Gene Ontology annotation, biological process: outer dynein arm assembly; cilium movement. Bases 229 to 2496 code for a protein of 755 amino acids. Gene Ontology annotation, cellular component: outer dynein arm. The record is from RefSeq and is a predicted model, not a curated record. Gene Ontology annotation, molecular function: dynein light chain binding; dynein heavy chain binding.